Lingula anatina is the source of this 2591-nucleotide messenger RNA. RefSeq names its product leukocyte elastase inhibitor pseudogene. The record is from RefSeq and is a predicted model, not a curated record. Lineage: Eukaryota; Metazoa; Brachiopoda; Lingulata; Lingulida; Lingulidae.
ACGCUCAUAAGUGUGUGUAAAGAGCCACAUCACCCUGUACAUGUGUCCCAGUUACAACUGCUAUUAAGGUCUCUUUGUGAUUCAAAGACAAAAUUCGUCGGGUGAUCAUGCAUCCUUUAGUCAGGUCAGCAGUUUUUCAUGCCUAUUUGCUGGUGGUCAUAGGCAACUUGUCCCUGGAUACACUAGGUCAGGAUGCCACCCAAAUUGAAAGACAGAUCGUUGCCGGUAACACCAACUUCGCCCUAAAGCUGUACCAGAUUCUCAAGUCCGAUUCCGGUAACAUAUUUUUCAGUCCGUUCAGCAUCACAACUGCUUUAGGCAUGGUCCUUCUCGGCACUAAAGGUGGCACUAGAUCAGAGAUGAAAAGAGUGAUGGGUUACAGCAAUAUUCCUUCUAUUCAUCAAAAUUUUAAACGCCUCCGCACCAGAUUGACAAACCCAGGAAAAGAAUACCUCCUCCGUAUUGCCAAUCGGCUUUUUGGAAGAGAAGGAUUUUACUUCAAUCAAAAGUACAUUGAUGACAGUGGACGGUACUAUGAUGCUCCUCUAGAUCUACAGGACUUUAGCCAACCUUCCGACACAACCAGGUACAUCAACAAUUGGGUAGAACAGCAGACAAAUAACAAGAUCGUCGACUUCCUGCCAAAUAACUUCAUCGACCCCCAGCUCAUCUUAAUCAUGGUGAACGCCAUAUAUUUUAAGGGAACUUGGACCAGUAAGUUUGCGGAGUCGAGCACCCGUCCCCAACCGUUCUUCACAUCCAACCUGAACCAGGUGAACGUGCCAAUGAUGUUCCAAAAGCAGAAAUUCCCGUAUGGAAUCAGUCGCUCGCUGAAAUGCAAAAUUUUGGAACUACCUUACCAUGGUGACGCUAGUAUGGUCAUCUUCCUCCCGGACCAAAUUGAUGACCUUGGUCAUCUGGAAAGAUCACUGACCAGGGCAUCGGUUGUGGAUGACGCAUUGUCAACAAUGUGGAACCAGACAGUCAAUGUGUACCUACCUAAGUUUAAGCUGAGCGACAUGCGCUUAGAUCUGAAGCCCGUCCUUAUUCAAAUGGGAAUGUCAAAGAUGUUCAACCUAGGCGGCGCUGAUUUGUCGAGAAUUGGCGGGAAACCAGGAGAUCUGUUCGUCUCCAAGGCGAUCCACGAGGCUUUCGUUGACGUCAACGAAGAAGGAACCGAGGCGGCGGCUGCCACAGCUAUAGGCGUGGCUUUCAGGUCAAUGAUUUCAGUGACUCCCGUCUUUCGAGCUGACCGGCCUUUCGUCUUCCUGAUUCGCGAGAAGUCAUCGGGCACCGUUCUGUUUAUGGGCAGAGUUAUGAACCCUGUUGGCUAAAAAGCUUACUAUCAGAGGUACAAAACGGAACAAAUGAAAAACAUUCUUUCAUGUUGACUGAAAUAGAUUUCUUUGGCAUCUGAAAUUGAGCAAGAAAUAAAUUGACGUCAUGCAAAAUUAGACAAGAUUUGGAUUGAAUGCGUGAUAAAAGAUAUUACAUGUUUGUAAACUUGCUGCAUCAGUACAGAUGUAAUAAACCACACACAUAGAUAAUGUGUUCAGACUGAAAGGUUCUGCAUGGGAGAAAUUUUGGGAAGCGAAAUUCAUGCACAGAGGGGAUUUACGUUUCAAAACAUUUCACGUGAGAGGGACGUAAAAACAACCAGACAUCCGGUUUGUAUGGUUUCUCUUUUAAGCUAGAAUUGCAAAUUUAACACUCUCAUGUGAAAGACAAAAAAAUCAAUUCGCCGGUUGUUUACGUUUGAGCUAAUAUAAUUAGGUCGCAAAAAAACAGGCAAAGGAAAUUUUGGUCCGAAACAAUCCACGAAAUUAAUUUUGGUUGUGCUCCCUAUUACACUAUCCUAAUAAAGUUUAAGAAGCUUUAAUGGUGUAGACAAGCAUAUGUCACGUAUUGUACUACAUCACAUCUUGGCUAUUAAGCGACAUAUUUGCUUUAUUUAAAACAGGCAUUUCGCAUUCUGUUCCCUUAUUGCACACCAGUUGAGUUACUUUCCUGAAAUGAAAUCCUGUCCGACACGUCGGAACGUUAUGUAUUCUGGCAAUAUAUCAAAUAGGCUUCAUCAACGCUGUACUGGUAUCUUGUUAUUUAUUGCCAUUAUAUGAAAUCAAAAAUGAAUUUUCAGAUGUAAUGUAGUUUCCCGUUAUACAAGUUGCAUCCCAGGGCCUAUAGAAGAAGUAAUUAUCAAUAUAAUGAAUAUAAAUUUAGCGGUCACAUAUUGGCAAUGGUGCGACAUUAAGCAAUGAAUUCCGUUUACUUUCAACAGUUCAUGAUUCAUUUAUAUAAUUAUUGAUGUUUGUCAUAAAACUGAAGUGAAGAAGAAGUCGAAGAAGAGAUACUGAACUGAGACUGAACUAGUUACAGACUGUAUACGUGGUUAAGCAGCACUACUACCAAUGACUGUUUGGAAAUGGCAUAUUUCGACUCCUUCGUGUGGUGUUCCUUGUAAUGAUCCUUGUUGGCAGUUCGAGAGAAAGACUAAUCAAAAUAAGACGACCUUGCAACUUUCCCGUAAAAAUUAAUAGCGUUGCGUGACUUUAGGGCAGCCUGUGACCUCGAUACAUCAAUGAAAACAAAUU